AGGGAAGGGACCACUUGAGCUGGCCUUGGGAGUUCCGUCUGGUGAGGAUCAUCCAGUCCAAGCCCUCGCCUGAAUCCCACGUGCCUUGCUUGAAGAACCCCUGAAGUCUAGACAGGAUCAACCCUCGCCCCAGCGAAGCCAUCACACUUUUCGCUGACUCUUGGCACUUUUUCCUGGUCGUAUUGAUCUUCCCCAGGAAUUCGACAUGGCUUCGGGCGACAAGCUUUCAAGCAUCUCCAAGCUGAAGUCUGCAGAGCUCUUGGAGCUUAUGAAUGCGUACUUGCAGACGCCAGCAGGCGACGACUUGAAGGAUAAGAUAGGACUUGUUUAUCAGUUCAACAUCUCCCCCAAGAAAAUCGGGAUCAACGAGGAGAAAUUUACCGUGGAUUUGAAGUCGAAGAAGGUCACGGCAGGAACAUGUGAAGGGAAACCCGACGCAAUGUUUUCUUUCAUUGAUGCUGACUUCGUUUCUGUCGCCACUGGCAAGUUAAAUCCCCAAAUGGCUUUCAUCAGGGGGAAGAUGCGGAUAAAGGGAAGCAUGAAAGCUGCCCAAAAGUUUACUCCUGACAUCUUUCCUAAACCAGCGAAGCUGUAGCUCCUCCAUGCACCUCAGAGGAUCAAGCUGUUUCGCUAUUUUCUUCAGCCUCUUCUAUGCAGCACGCCCGAAGUCUCAACAGCGAUCAACACCAAUAAAAGUCAUUAGGCAACACGUUCUGUAAGGCAUUUACGUGCCAAGCAGUGCUCCUUGGGUGACAACUACUGUAGGACUUUCAGAGAUUAGGUUUGAAGCUGCUAUUUCUGUCGUGGUCUCAGUAUAUUUCUGUUGUCCAGGAAGGAUACCGUCCAAUGCUAACCAUGAAUGCAUUCAUCAGAAAACGUAUGCUUGACCUCUUGGUCCAG
This is a messenger RNA of Closterium sp. NIES-67, 900 nucleotides long. Lineage: Eukaryota; Viridiplantae; Streptophyta; Zygnematophyceae; Desmidiales; Closteriaceae. The record is from the annotation of a GenBank genome assembly.